AUGGCCACUGAAGGUGGCCACAGAAGCUCCAGUCCCGACACUCCCGACUUUAAGAGACACUUUUCCAUCACUGCUCACGACGAGGCCCUCAUCAGCGAGGCCGCCAGACGCGCCAAGAUGGCCGCCAUUGAGAUCACCUCCACCUUUGACAACACACCCGCCUCAUCGGGUUGCGCAUCCACAAGCGGUGCCACCGCUGGCGGUCAGAGCACCACAAGUCCAACAUCGUCCGCAGCAAGCGGCGGCGUCAUGGAAGCGAUCGCCACAUUCAAGCAAGAUACCCCCAGUGUCGCACCCAGAGAUGCCGCCACAAACACCAUCACCAACGCCAACACGAACACCAAUACCGACACCAACAUCACCACCCAGCAACCACAACACGAAGGUCGCAAGCUCCCCAACCCAACCCCGCUGGGUCUCUGUGCCUUUGCACUAACCACUUUCGUACUGUCGUGCAUCAACGUCAACGCUCGCGGCGUUCACGUGCCGCACAUUGCUGUGCCCCUCGCCCUCGGCUACGGCGGUCUUGUGCAACUCCUAGCAGGCAUGUGGGAGAUGGCUGCCGGCAACGCCUUUGGCGCCACUGCGCUCUCAUCCUACGGCGGCUUCUGGCUCGCCUACGGAAUCCUCCUGACGCCCGGCUUCGGCGUGCUCGGUCCGGGAGGCGCCUACGAAGACGACGGCGCGAUCGAAAGCUCGGCCCUCGGCAUCUUCCUGGCCGGCUGGUUUGUCUUCUCCGUCGUCCUGACCCUGCUCACCCUCCGAUCGAACCUGGCGCUCUUUUCCAUGUUCUUGACCCUCGACUUGACGUUUUUGAUGCUCGCAGUCGCCGAGUUUGCGAGCAGCGAUGGCAGCGGCGAGGCGGCGGCGGUGCUGGCCCGCGCGGGUGGUGCGUUUGGGCUGGUCACGGCGUUUCUGGCGUGGUAUAAUGCGUUUGCUGGGUUGGUGGACGACAGCAACUUCUUCUGCACAAUUCCGGUCUACCAUUUCCCAUGGUCUGAAAAGGCGAAAGGCAUCAGGAACAAGCAAAAGACAGAGAGGGAGAUGGUGUAAGGAAUAGAUACGACGAUGGUAUUGACACUCCGUGUGGGUUCUUGGUUUGUCUUGUCUCCCUUUAGUUCUUUGUGGCAGCUUUUCCCUCUUCAAGGUUGACAUCUCCGGGAAACCAGCAAGUAAAUUUGAGAUCGCAGAGUGAUGAACUGAAAUAGCCGUAUGAUCCGUAUACCAUUAGAGUAAAGACGUGUCUCCGAAC
Molecule: messenger RNA, 1252 nt
Organism: Pyricularia oryzae 70-15
Lineage: Eukaryota; Fungi; Ascomycota; Sordariomycetes; Magnaporthales; Pyriculariaceae
Exons: 2
Coding region: 1-1053 (350 amino acids)
Cellular component (GO): plasma membrane
Molecular function (GO): acetate transmembrane transporter activity
Source: RefSeq, a predicted model, not a curated record